CAGACCCCUAACCCAGAAACACGCAGGGUCCACCAGCUUGGCGCUAACGUCACCCCAUGUACCCACUCGGAGCCUCAACGCCCGAACCUCAGCACCGAAACAUUCACACGAGUCCAACUUCACGCCGCCGCAUAUCCCACAGCUUACACUCCUGACCUCAUCUGUCAGCGCAUCGAGCACACCACAUUCAAACUCCCCGCCCGUACGAACAGAGAGAAGCAACCAUGUCGGACGCCUACGAGCGCGAACGGCAGAACAACUCGCGCCUCGACGAGCUCUCUGCGAAAGUGACUGCGCUGCGGGGCGUGACGAUAGAUAUCUACGACAACGCGCGAGAUCAGGGGGUUAUUGACUCGACGAGCGAAACCUUCUCUUCGUUUUCGACGAGUCUGAAGGGGUCUGCGGGCAGACUAACCCGCAUGGCCGCCUCGGGCAACAAAGUCGCCGUCCUCAAACUCUCGGGCAUAAUCAUCGGCGUCGUGCUCAUCCUGUACUUCUUAUACCAUCUGGCAUUCUAGGCGAGUGCGCUUUCCUACCAACUGCUCGUCUGGACCGGUACUGCGCUAUGCUCGGCGGUGUGCGGACUGGGCCUUCUGGCAUGGCAGGCAGCCGAGAUGUUAUUCCGGGCUAUGGCUGCCGUUUGCCAUGCUGUGGCGGGCGUUGAUCGCAUUGAAGGGGCUGUACGAUUGAGGCAAUAAGUUCAAGAUUAGGAUUGAUGUUACGACAUACUAUAGGGAGGAAAGCUCAAGGGCGGAUGUGAACGAGCUUGUUUAUACGUGUAUCAAGACUUGCUUGGGUCUGAAGACUGGGACGACCAAGGAGGAGUUGUAAGGGAACAAAGCU
Molecule: messenger RNA, 843 nt
Organism: Macroventuria anomochaeta
Lineage: Eukaryota; Fungi; Ascomycota; Dothideomycetes; Pleosporales; Didymellaceae
Exons: 2
Coding region: 225-518 (97 amino acids)
Biological process (GO): intra-Golgi vesicle-mediated transport
Source: RefSeq, a predicted model, not a curated record